UUUUUUUUUUUUUUUUUUUUAUUUUUCCCUAUCACAGCAGAUUAUCUAUACCUUUUACAUCCCUAUUUGACAACAUCAUUUUAAAAACCUUAAAAAAUAACAACAACAACAACAACAGAUAGAGACACAGACAGUUUCUCAAUGAUGAUCAGUGAUCCAGCACCAUUUACAAACGCAUUCAAUUUUAACGACAUGCAACGAGUCAUUCACCCACUUUCAGCUUCCCCUGGUUCUUCCGCUCUUUUUCGUACAACAUCCCCUGUAUUGAACAUAACAAUGACAAAUCAACAACAGCCACCGUCUUGUUCAGUCUCCACUACGACUCAUGCUGCUUCUACUUCAUUUAUGGAUGAUGUGACAACUAUUUUCGUGGUAGGAUUCCCUGAAGAUAUGGCCGAGCGGGAAUUUCAAAAUAUGUUUACUUUUUGUCAUGGAUUUGAAGCUGCUUCAUUAAAAUGGCAUUGUAAAGAUCAGACAGAAGAAGAUAAUGCUUCUACCACUACCGCUAUGACCGUGACAACCACCCUACCUCAUGGUACUUGUUCUUCUUCUUCUACUACUGCUGCUGCUGCUGGUGGUGCUGCUGCUUCGGCUAAUAAUAAAAAACAAAUGAUUGGUUUCGCUCGAUUCAAAACAAGAUUAGAAGCACUGGAAGCCAUUGAAGUGUUGAGUGGUAAGAAAAUAGAUCAAGAAAAAGGCACUGUCUUGAAGGCUGAAAUGGCCAAAAAAAACUUGCACAUCAAACGAGGUUCUCAACAACAGCAGCAGCAACAACAACAACAAGGCUCUUCUACAUCUACUGUUUCUUCUCUGACAACGACACCCACCUCUACUAUUUCUACUGCCUCUAGUCUUGCUACGGAGACUGCUGUUGGCGCUGGCCCUGGUCAUAGUCAUGGUUUAGUUGCUGCUGCUGCUGCUGCUACUGCUGCUACUACCGCCACGAAUCAUACCGUGGCUGGUACUACUACUACUACCAGCACAACGACAAGUGAUCUCAAGUCUUUGGAGACCCUUGGAACUGCAAAACAUCAAACUUGCGCAAGAUAUGAAAAUUUUUCACCUUUGCCAAGCGAUUUACUCUCUCCUCAAGAUUUUAAAUCGGAUCUUUUUAUUGAUUCUAUCAUUCAUACGGCUACAGGUGCUAUCAAUGAUACACCGCCCUCUUCUACUUUAUUUGGUAAUUUCCGUUCUUCUUUAUCGUUUGAUGACCAUUUCUCUCAAGACCUAGGCUUUUUACCAACGGCUUCUCGUUCGACAAACUAUACAACAGCAAGUCAACAUCAACCCUCACAUCCUUACUAUGCAGCAUUCCAUUCCAAUAACUCUGCCACUAUGGACAGUCCAACGCAUCACAAUUACUCCUCCAUUCAAAACCCUCCAUUUCAAUCCAAAUUUUCAAAGCUCAUGAUGACAGGCAGUGCUACCCAUAACCACCUUGACUAUUUGUCCAAAUCUUCACCACAAAGUCACGAUGGCAUGAACCAGGGUUUAACUAGCAGUACCUCUAUGCUUGAACAUGAAUUCUUGCGUCUAGGUCAGCCAUCGCCUCAUCUUCAUUCAAUGUAUAGUAACAUGCAUCAUCUCCAGCCUCCUCCUCCUCCUUAUCAGCAACAACAACAACAACAACAACAACAACAACAACAGCAACAACAUUCCCAACCUCAUCCUCAUUCACAUGCUCAUAGUAACAGCAGUCCUCAUCUUCCACCUCAUUCUAUCCAUUUUGAUUUGAUCCGCUCUCCUAGUUUCUCUUCACCUAUUCAACGUCUUGGCACGAGCAUCACCCAUGGUACACCGACGACUACUUCUCCUCCUCCUCCUCCUACUACCACCACCAGUACGAGUACGACUGCUCCUAUGUCGGCAAUGUCACAUACAACGAGUAACAACAACAACAGCAACAACAACAACAACAAUACAAAUCCUGCAGACCAAAAUCCUCCUUGCAAUACACUCUAUGUGGGUAAUUUACCUCCCAACACGUCUGAAGAAGAAUUGAGACACAUCUUUUCUGUUAAAAGAGGGUAUCGUCGUAUGUGUUUCCGUACCAAACCGCAAGGACCCAUGUGUUUUGUUGAAUUUGAUGAUAUUCAUUUUGCUACUCAAGCUUUGAAUGAUUUACAAGGCUAUCAGUUAUCAAAUUCUGCCAAAGGUGGUAUUCGAUUAUCUUAUUCUAAAAAUCCAUUAUUCAUCAAACCACCACCUCAAACACAACCACCAUCUAAUAUCAACCAUCAUCAUCAUCAUCAACAUCAUCCACAGCAUCAUCAUCAUAACAAUAACAGUCAUCACUCUCAUAAGCAACAACAUAAUAUAUUAAUGUCUACUGCGGCUACAGCUACAGCAACUGCUCAUGCUGUCUUUGAUGCUUAAAGUAUACUUAAUUUUUGCACAACCUUGGAAAAUCUUAGAACAUAUUAAUUAUACAUAUAAUAUAAUCCCACUGAAUUUUGCACACACACACACACACACACACACAUAUAAAUAUAAUCGAUAUUACUGAUUUUUUGAAAAAGUAAUCUAAUCCUUCCCUUUGUUCUUUUUCCUCCCCAUCAGAAACCCUCUACUCUCUCUACGUUUGUUUUCGACUUUUAACAAUUUCAAAAAAAAAAAAAAACUUUUACUUUUUUCAAAAAAUAAAAAAAAAAAACCAUUUAGAUGCAACUCACGUUCCUAAGGGUUACUCAAAAAAGUCGCUUGAGGAAAAUCUACAUUGUUAUAAAGUUAACCUUUGGGCGAGGGGGUUUCUUUUUCCCUGCCCCUGCACGGCGCAUCCUUUUUUUGGUUUUUAGUUUUUUUUUUG
Molecule: messenger RNA, 2806 nt
Organism: Mycotypha africana
Lineage: Eukaryota; Fungi; Mucoromycota; Mucoromycetes; Mucorales; Mycotyphaceae
Exons: 2
Coding region: 142-2376 (744 amino acids)
Molecular function (GO): mRNA binding
Source: RefSeq, a predicted model, not a curated record